Messenger RNA from Chanos chanos (milkfish), 315 nucleotides. It is a transcript of the gene ccl25a, whose product is annotated as chemokine (C-C motif) ligand 25a. Lineage: Eukaryota; Metazoa; Chordata; Actinopteri; Gonorynchiformes; Chanidae. The transcript is spliced from 3 exons. The coding region runs from base 7 to 315 and encodes 102 amino acids. Gene Ontology annotation, biological process: immune response. Gene Ontology annotation, molecular function: chemokine activity. Gene Ontology annotation, cellular component: extracellular region. The record is from RefSeq and is a predicted model, not a curated record.
UAAGCCAUGCGGUUUAGCUUGAUCAUCUUUGUUGUGCUCCUGGCUAUCCUUUCCCUCACGCUGGCUCAAGUUUCCUAUGAAGACUGCUGCCUGAGGUAUGUGUCAGGUGUUAAGAAGUCCACCAAGAAAAUGGUAACCAGCUACAGAAGACAGGAAAUGGAUGGAGGCUGUAACAUUCCUGCCAUAGUGUUCAAACUGAAGCGAGGCCGACAGUUCUGCGCUGACCCCAGACAAAAAUGGGUGGUGGAACUGAUGUACAAAGUUAACAGGAAGGGAGACAGGACAGAUAAGAGAAAGGUAAUCACACGACAGUAA